Messenger RNA from Octodon degus (degu), 1037 nucleotides. RefSeq names its product UDP-glucuronosyltransferase 2A3-like. Bases 27 to 1037 code for a protein of 336 amino acids. The record is from RefSeq and is a predicted model, not a curated record. NCBI's taxonomy places the organism in Eukaryota, Metazoa, Chordata, Mammalia, Rodentia, Octodontidae. Gene Ontology annotation, molecular function: UDP-glycosyltransferase activity. The transcript has 4 exons.
GAGAGUAGUGUGUUGGGGAUGCCAGCAUGGUUCCUGCGAAGUGCGCUUCUAUGAUCCUGCUGCUGCAGCUCUGCUGUGCUGGGUGGGGAUUGUGUGGGAAGGUGCUGGUGUGGCCCUGUGAAAUGAGCCACUGGCUCAACCUGAGGACUAUUCUGGAGGAACUCGUGAAAAGAGGACAUGAGGUGACAGUUCUGACUCCUUCAAACAGUUUGUUCAUUGACUACAGCAAGCCUUCAGCAUUUCAUUUUGAAGUGAUCUCUAUGCCAGCCGAUAAAAAUGCCACUGAGGCAGUGCUCAAUGAGUUUUUAGACCUAGCUGGGAAUGUCAUGCCAACAAUGUCAUCCUGGCAAUCAGGAAGACUACUGCAGAAACUCUUUCUUAAAUCAACUGAAGAUGUGAGAGUUCUCUGUUCCAAUAUAGCCUACAACCAGUUGCUCAUGAAGAAGCUCCAGGAGUCAAAGUAUGAUGUGAUGAUUACAGACCCUCUGAUACUCUGCGGGGAGCUGGUGGCUGAGAUGCUGGAUAUCCCUUUUGUCUACAUGCUCAGGUUCUUCACAGGCUAUCCCAUAGAGAAAUACUGUGGACAGCUUCCAGCUCCACCUUCCUAUGUGCCUGUUCCCAUGGCAGGACUCACUAGCAGAAUGACAUUUAUGGAAAGGGUAAAAAAUGUGUUGAUUUCAUUUUUGUUUGACUUCUGGAUCCAGCAGUAUGACUUUCAGUUUUGGGAUCAGUUUUACAGUGAAGCAUUAGGAAGACCCACUACGUUGUGUGAGACCAUGGGUAAAGCUGAGAUUUGGCUAAUUCGGACAUACUGGGAUUUUGAAUUUCCUCGACCAUACUUGCCUAAUUUUGAAUUUGUUGGAGGACUGCACUGCAAACCUGCGAAACCUCUACCUGCAGAAAUGGAAGAAUUUGUCCAGAGUUCCUGUGAAGAAGGUAUUGUGGUGUUUUCUCUGGGCACAGUGGUGAAAAACCUCACAAAGGAAAAAGCCAAUCUCAUUGCCUCAGCCCUUGCACAGAUUCCACAGAAGCUAUAA